AGAGAGGCAGAGACACAGGCAGAGGCAGAAGCAGGCUCCGUGCAGGGAGCCCGACGUGGGACUCGAUCCCGGGACUCCAGGAUCACGCCCUGGGCUGCAGGCAGAUGCUCAACCGCUGAGCCCCCCGGGCUGCCCCCAUUGCAAGGUUUUUGAGCAGAGGAACGGCCCGGGCUUGACUAGCCGUUACGGGGACGGUGACCCGAGCUGUGGCAGUGCUUUCGCGGCUGUGAGCCUUGGCAGAUUUGCCGGGCUGUGCGCAGAGCCCUCAGCGGUCCUCUAACCCCAGGACGGCCUGCAGGGAGCGAUACUGUCUCUGCGUCUGGGCCUCCGGCGGACCUGGAGGUGACUGCUCGAUGUGGUCAGCUUUGGACAAGAUGCCAGCUCCAGCCACCACAUAUGAAAGAAUAGUUUACAGAAAUCCCUCUGAGCACCACUAUAUGAAAGUCUGCCUAGAAUUUCAAGAUCAUGGGGUUGGAUUGAAUGUUGCACAGUUCAAACAGCUGCUUAUUUCAGCCUUAAAGGACCUGUUUGGGGAGGUUGCUGCAGCCUUACCUUUGGACGUCCUAACCUAUGAAGAGAAGACCUUGUCAGCCAUCUUGAGGAUAUCUAGCAGUGGUCUUGUCAAAUUGUGGAGCUCUUUGACUCUAUUGGGAUCCUAUAAAGGCAAGAAAUGUGCUUUCAGAGUGAUUCAGGUUUCUCCAUUUCUUCUCGCCUUAUCUGGUAAUAGUAGGGAACUAGUAUUGGAUUGAGAAGUCUUCAAUUUCAGAAAUACACUGCCACUCUCAAAAGCACUUUUUUGGUGACAAUAUGAUGUUUGAAGAC
Nyctereutes procyonoides (raccoon dog) is the source of this 822-nucleotide messenger RNA. RefSeq names its product ribonuclease P/MRP subunit p14 (gene RPP14). Bases 354 to 749 code for a protein of 131 amino acids. The record is from RefSeq and is a predicted model, not a curated record. Gene Ontology annotation, biological process: tRNA 5'-leader removal. Gene Ontology annotation, cellular component: ribonuclease P complex. The transcript is spliced from 7 exons. NCBI's taxonomy places the organism in Eukaryota, Metazoa, Chordata, Mammalia, Carnivora, Canidae.